Molecule: messenger RNA, 342 nt
Organism: Euleptes europaea (tarantolino)
Lineage: Eukaryota; Metazoa; Chordata; Lepidosauria; Squamata; Sphaerodactylidae
Product: cystatin-like
Exons: 3
Coding region: 1-342 (113 amino acids)
Cellular component (GO): extracellular exosome
Molecular function (GO): cysteine-type endopeptidase inhibitor activity
Source: RefSeq, a predicted model, not a curated record
AUGGUAGCCACCUUUGCUCUCCUGCUGCUGCCUCUGUUGGCGGAGGCUGUUGCCCCCCAAACUGAGCAGUUAGCUGGGGGCUUAGUGGACGAAGACGUCUCCGAUCCAGAGAUACAGGAUGUGGCUCGUUUUGCCACCCAAGCCUACAACCAAGCAGACGACGGCCUGUUUUAUAUCCGAGAUGUGAAGCUGAUCCGGGCCCAGAGUCAGGUUGUUGCAGGUAUCAAGUAUGUCUUGACCCUGGAGAUGGCACUUACAAAAUGCCUGAAGAAUUUGCCAAGCAAUGACCUCGAAAAGUGCCAGAUACCACCCGAUGCAAAACGCUUGGUGGAAUUGCACUAA